GAAGAAAAAAGACUUCUCCCUCUUUCCCCUGUUCUCUCUCUGACUUCCCACACCACACCACUCACUUUCUCUCUCCUUCUCUCCAUGUCUUCUUUCUUACAUCAAACGUAGAUUUUCUUUUUUCUUUUUUAAUCUUUACCCGAGUUUUACUCUCGCAAACUGGUUUAUUUGGGGAAGUUUGAUUUGGGAAAUGAACAAAGGACAGUCACCGGAGCCUCUUGAUUUCUUCAUCUGGACUGUUGAGGAUGUUGGCUUGUGGUUGGAGACUAUAAAUCUUGGUAGUUACCGCCAAAUUUUUAAAGAAAAUGGUGUUAAUGGAGAAUACCUGGAGGGCAUGUCCAUGUUUACGACUGAACAGAUCCUACGUUUUAUAAGACGUUGCCACAUGAAGUGGGGAGACUUCAUCACAUUGUGCAAAGAAUUGAGACGGAUUAAAGUGGCUUGUCUGAAAGGGGAGCAGAAGGUGCGGCGGCCAUGGUGGGCACCGGCAUGCCUAUCCACAGUGUUCUUAAAGGUUGCAAAAUCCAACAGACAAUCAAGAGUUGUUUCCUUGAAGCUGGAACCAUGAUACAAAAAAUCUCUCCAACUGUACCAGUGUACGUAUAGCAAAUUUCUUUUUGCCUAGAAAACAAAAGAUAGGAAAGAACUUUUUCUAGCCCUUUUUUAUAUAUAUAUUUUUGUUUUCUUUGGAUUCCAAAACCUGGUUGUUUUUUCUCCUCUGGAGAACUGUUAUGUUGUAGAAGAUCCUUGUGCACUAAUUUCCAGUGCUGUGUAAUUAUGUAUUCUAUUAUAUGUGAACGAAAAUACUAUAUAUGCCGUUUCUCUUCA
This is a messenger RNA of Vigna umbellata (rice bean), 828 nucleotides long. Its product is annotated as Sterile alpha motif (SAM) domain-containing protein. Lineage: Eukaryota; Viridiplantae; Streptophyta; Magnoliopsida; Fabales; Fabaceae. Gene Ontology annotation, molecular function: protein binding. The record is from RefSeq and is a predicted model, not a curated record.